Molecule: messenger RNA, 2059 nt
Organism: Brachypodium distachyon (stiff brome)
Lineage: Eukaryota; Viridiplantae; Streptophyta; Magnoliopsida; Poales; Poaceae
Exons: 1
Coding region: 879-1586 (235 amino acids)
Source: RefSeq, a predicted model, not a curated record
GUUAACUGGUGAGAAUCUUGCAUGGGAGAGCCUCUAGCUAGUGGAGCUACCUACCAUCCCCAACGAUCAAAAACUUCAAACAACAAGCUAGGCCACCAACACAACACCAGCAUGCAAAGGUCAGAAAACAAUUACAAGGAAUUCAGUUUUCUAGAACAGGAUGGAUUCCUUAAAAUCCCAAUUAGGCCACCUAAGCCAUUCACCAUCACUUAUAAGCCCUUUGUUUUCUCUCUCUGAAGAGAGGACAAUCUUGGUUUUGUUUUUGGUGAAGCAAACACCAGAGCUUCUCUCUCUGCACACACACAUACAUACACUCCAGUCUCCACCACCACCCCAUGUGAUUUGAAGGCCUUCCCCUGUCUCCUACCUCCUCCUCUUUCUCUCUUGGACACAGAGCCCUUCCUUAUCAUCAAUCACCAGCAAGGAGGAACAUACAAUUCAGCAAAAGAUUCACUGCGCUGCAGCAUUUGUUUUGCUGCCUCUGCACUGCACCCUGCUGCCCUGUCCCUAUGCUCCUCUCUACUCUUCCUCACAGUUGCUCAUCUUCUGCUUCUUCCCCGUGUCCUUGACUCCAACUUCUCAAUGUUCUUGGUGGCUGGCAGGUCCCUCUGUUGUUCUAGUAAUCCAGUUCCUGCUGUUUCUGUUCCCAAAACUGUGUUCUUGGCCACCAAGUUCGGUUCAUCGAUCUGAAACUCUGUAGCUAGCUAGAUUCAACUUCUGCUUCUGAGUUCAUCUGAGAUUUUGGGCUUUGGUGGGGAGAAGAAUCUGUGUAGUUGAAACAAGGCAUCUUGUGUUUCGAGUCUGUGCCAUUGAUGCGUUGCUUGGGUUAAUGGCGAAUCCAACUUAGUUUGCAGUGCAAGAAAGGACAGAAAGAGAAGAUGCGGGCUUUGAGCAAGCUAGGCGUGGGGCUGACGGCGGUGUCGGCGCUGCUCCUGCUGGCGCUCGCCGCCGAGCUCUACUACAUCCUCGUGCACAGGCGGCGCCGCCGCGCCGCCGCCGCCGUCUCCGACGCCGUCUCCUCCUCCUCGCCCUCCUCCUCCUCCCGCGAGCUGCUCCACCUCUUCUGCUUCAAGAAGCCGCCCCCCGCCGCCGCCGCGACCACAGAAGCCGCCGACCCCGAGGCUGCCGUCGCCGGGGAAGACGAAGAAGAAGACGACGAGGACGAGAGCGUGGAGGCGCAGCUGAUGCGGCUGGGCAGCCUGGUGGGCCCGCCGCGUCUGCUAUUCACCAUCAAGGAGGAGACCCGGGAGGACCUCGACUCCGACGAUGGCGGCCGGAGCCGCAGCCUCGCCGACCUGCUGCAUCGCUCGCCGCUCUUCCUCACGCCGGCGUCCUCGCCGCCCGUGGUCGAGAGCUCGUCCUUCAACCCGCUCUACGAGCCCCCUGCGGCGGCGGCCCCAUCGCCGCCGCCCAGCCUCCAGUUCCUCAAGGACGCCGAGGAGAAGCUGUACCGGCGGGCGCUGGCCGAGGAGGCCAAGAGGGCGCGCCUGUCGCCGUCGCCGGCCGCCGGAGAUGAGGAAGGCGGGUUCAUCACCAUCGUUGUCGGGAAGAACAACCGGGUCAUCCCCUUGCCGCCGUCGCCUUGAGAAAUUAUUAAGGUGGCUCUUUUUAACUUGUGUCUGAUGAUCUGAUGCAGUCAGUGUUCUAGCUUAGUCUUCCUCUGGUCUCUGCUGUGAUGAUCUCUCUGUUUUUGUUCUUCUGAUCAUUCCUGCUUGGAUGGUUGGAUUGGAUUUGUAUAUAACAUGAACAUGAUGAGGAACUGAGAACUUCAGAUCAGAUAUGUUUUUCUUCUUCUAAUUUUAUUUGUAAUCUGACUUGUGGGAUGCAAGUUAAAUUGCUGUAAUUUUGCUAUUUUAGGAGGUAAAUCUUGUUGCAAUAGGCAGAAUAUUUUACAGAUCAAAAUACAUUUUCUUCUUCUUCUUUUUCCUGAUGUAUGUAAUAAGCUUUGAGGGCAGAUGCUUUCUUUUUCCUCACCAUCAUGUGGUGAGCUGUAUUAUGUACUCCCUCCGAUCCAUAUUAUUUGUCGAAAUAUUACAUGUAUCUAGACAUUUUUUAGUCA